Messenger RNA from Ilyonectria robusta, 664 nucleotides. RefSeq lists its product as uncharacterized. Lineage: Eukaryota; Fungi; Ascomycota; Sordariomycetes; Hypocreales; Nectriaceae. The transcript has a single exon. The record is from RefSeq and is a predicted model, not a curated record. Bases 82 to 321 code for a protein of 79 amino acids.
CAAAGCCUUCGAUAAAUUGAACUUGUAUAUCUAAUAGACUCCACUGAAAUCCAACACGGUGCCACCAGUGGGCCCUCGUUUAUGCCUUUUGUGAUCCGUUUGGUAAUAAUUGCCUGCCCGCCAUGGCCCACGGAAGCUGCCCUAUCGCCCAGCUCUCUGCACGGUGGUUUCACUGGACUUGGAUACAAACACCGGCUUCCAGCGCCCUUGACCAGGCGGCAUCGAAAAAUGAUUGGCAAGGGCGUGCGGCCAGUCGCAGCAGUUCCCGCCGUGUCCCGAACCAGACCCCCGGGAUUGCGGGAUUGGCACCUGGCUACUUAGCUCUAGGAUAGGCGUCUAGUUCUAGAAUUGGCAAAGACUACUAUCCGUGAUCCACCCCGUGGCAACCCUGAGAAAGAUGAUGCCUUGGUGGGUAGGGGUUCGUGGGGACUGGCGAUGGGAUAACGACUGCUGCAUCACAGGGCAGAUCUCAACUUGGCGAUGGCCUGCAUGUACAAGAAUGAUACAGUACGCGGCGGCAACCCCAGGGACGUGUUCGAGAUCCCGCCGCCGUGGUGGAAUUCACUUCCAGAGUCACAUGGAAUAUAGCGGCGUCGUGGCGAGAAUGAAGGACUUAAUGAAAGACGAUUAACUCUGCCCUUCACACAUAACACCAAUAGUGUCG